Molecule: messenger RNA, 2252 nt
Organism: Durusdinium trenchii
Lineage: Eukaryota; Dinophyceae; Suessiales; Symbiodiniaceae
Source: the annotation of a GenBank genome assembly
UCCCAUUGUGGUUCGAGUUUUGUUUUGUUUUUGCCGAUUAACAGUGCCCGAGGGAACAAUUUGACGCCAUGGCGCAGCCAGCAAUGAGCGAGGCUGGCUUGCUGAACUCCAUGUCAGAGCAAGACCUGCGCGUGACCUGCGAGCGCCUUGAGCGCAGCUGUGAGGACAUGCGCUCAUUGCUCAAUGAGUUCGUUGAGGAACAGGCGAUGCUGCGCCGGGAGCAAGAUCGACUCCACAAGCGGGUGGAGAAAGCGCAGAAGAAGGCUGGCCGCCAGGAGAACUUCAUUGAGAACCUCAUCAGUGACAUGGAGCAACUCGAGGUUUCCAACCUUUUGUCCAGCAUCUUCCGGGCAAAGGAGGAACGGAAGGUGGCCAAGCGAAGGCGGUGGGAAAAGCCAGGUAAAAAAGAGGUCAUCGUGGAGAAUCAAAAGGACAUGCAGGAUGAUGGAGGGCCUUUCAGCGAAGCCACUGUGCAACUCUCCUGGGCAUAUGAGCUCCACGACAGGCUUCCGCAACCUGAGCUAGCUGGCCACGGCCCUGACUCCCUCUCUCAAUGGGUCCGAGAAGUCAUGUCUGGUGAUCCGGUGGCUGAGGCCGAGUUGCCAGAUGGGAUGUGGGCACAACUGGCCAAGCGUGCGGCAGAAGUCUCGCCACAGCGCUGCAGCCCAGGGUCUAGUCCAACAGGGCCUGGCUUUGGCUUCUUUGAGAACAGUCCUGGAGGUCCGGGCAGACCUUUGCAGCGACGUCCUGACUUCGAUGGGCAGGACAUUCAGGAGCAAAGUGCUGAGGAGAAUAGCCACUUCGACACGCUCGUAGGGCUUGUCAGCAACGUUGCAGGGCACCAAGUUGCCCAGCAGAUGGAGCGCGGCUUCGAGGCAGCUCAGCAGCUUGCCCAGCAGGCUCAACGUGCAGCCUCGAAGCGAAUGGAUCGAGGAGAGGCUCCAGCACCUCAGAGCUUCUCACGGCGCUUGCAAGAGGCAAGCGCGGCCAUUGCCUCCUUCUCCUUUGCGGAUUGGGCCGUGGGAGCUCCUGAUGAAGUUCCUCAAGAGGAUGAGAAGUGUAUAGUUCAUGAGAAGCAGGAAGUGCCAGAUCAAAUGGAUCGGAAAGCUCGACGGGCCAAAUUCCAGGAAGAGUUCUCCUUGUACAUUGCCAAGACGGCUGACUCACCGGAGAGGCCCGGUCGUGCACCGCCGGUUUCUGUUGCACCACCACGAGCUGCAGCACCGGAGGAUGAACCUCCUACACCUCCACCCCAGCCGCCGAGCCGGGAGGCCAUGCUGCUGGCGCUCCAAGAAGAUGAUGUUGACGAGGCACCUGAGGUUUGCUCUGUGCCUUACGGACUGGUUGCGCAGGUGACAUCCCUUGGCUCUGGCACAGUCCGGCUCUCAUGGCUAUUUGACUGGGAGGCAGCACCAGCAGACCUAGCAGAGGCACAAAGAGGCUUCGAAGUGCUAUGGUGUGCAGAAGAUUCGGAGGAUGUGGAGAACAUAAGAACCCUCAACCAUUCAAGGUCUCCAGCGUCUCUGGAGUUACCUGUAGGUGGUCGGUAUCGUCUCCAGGUCAAAGCUGUUUUGACCAACGGCGAUCGUCAGCUUUGGUGCUCAAGCAGUUCUGCAGCCGUCGGUGCAGACCUACGGAGGGCAAGUCCUGAAGGGAAGGCUACUCCUUCUGAACCCUCUUCACCUGUGGAGGCUCAGGCUGCCCUGCCUAAGCAAAAAGGUCGCGUGGCGGCGAACUUUAAUGACUUCCUCAAGCGGACUCCAGCCACUUCCACUGCCAGCGCUGCAAAGAACAACGCCAAGGUGGUAAUGGGUGGCUCCACGAAGGUGCAACUUGGCGCCUCCGGACCGCUUUCGUCUGUCCACCCCCGUGUGGUGAAUGCGGGCCCUUUGGAUCCUGCUACAGAGAAACGGGAGAUGGCGGAGAGGAUCCGACUUCGAUCCGGGCAAGCAGGGGCCAAAGAUGUGCAUGAUGAUCGACCGCGUUCCUCCAGCUUUGACUCCGAUGAUGAAUCGCUUGCAAAGCUGUCACAAGCCUUGAGUAGUCUUGAGCGGACACAGCGGGCACAUCAGAAGCGGCAGCUCGAGGUGGCAAAUGAAGGUCCACAUUCUUUGCCAGCACGUAUGGCUCCAGAAAGCUGUCGUGGACCCAGCUGAAGCAGUGUAGUCACUGCACCUUGGUACCUCCUGCGCUGACGAAGAUCUCUUGCCAGGAGUGAGGUUUUCCCUUCAGCGGAACUAGCCAGAGAGAAA